Messenger RNA from Serpula lacrymans var. lacrymans S7.9, 428 nucleotides. RefSeq lists its product as uncharacterized. The annotation marks the transcript as partial. The record is from RefSeq and is a predicted model, not a curated record. Lineage: Eukaryota; Fungi; Basidiomycota; Agaricomycetes; Boletales; Serpulaceae. The transcript is spliced from 2 exons.
AUACAAAUGAGCCCCAAAUGACCGACAUCGACAGUAUCAAGCACCCUCCAGUUUGCCCCGGUUCCCCAUCUUCUGGCACGACUGUUCGCAGAAUGGACGCGUCUGGUCUCUCCCGCGUCUCCCGCGACGACCUCUUUCUCCAAGUGAAACGUUCCAGCAGGACUCUCCGCCGUCGCUCAAGUCAUCUCUCGCGCUGGCUCCAAGAACAACAAAGUCAUGUUUCGCCAAAGUCGUCGCAGGCAGAUCUCGACUUUGACAUCUCAGAUGACGUCCAAGGCGUCGGUACCGAAUGUAACCCAUACCUGGCUUAUCCUCAUCUGAGUGGCGCUGCGCUGCGCAACAGCUUCGACGACGCUGGUAGCAUGCACAGCUACGUUAUCUUGGAUGAAAGCCACGAUUAUCCCCCAGUGGAGUCUGGCGAAUCUCAG